Oncorhynchus nerka (sockeye salmon) is the source of this 1337-nucleotide messenger RNA. Its product is annotated as son of sevenless homolog 2-like. Gene Ontology annotation, molecular function: guanyl-nucleotide exchange factor activity. Gene Ontology annotation, cellular component: cytoplasm. The coding region runs from base 30 to 1337 and encodes 435 amino acids. The record is from RefSeq and is a predicted model, not a curated record. The transcript is spliced from 4 exons. NCBI's taxonomy places the organism in Eukaryota, Metazoa, Chordata, Actinopteri, Salmoniformes, Salmonidae.
UCAUAUAUAUACACUCCUCCAGCGAGCCCAUGUACCGUCUGUACAGUCGUCAGGUGCGCAGCAAACAGCUGGCCAUCAAGAGGAUGAACGAGAUCCAGAAGAGCAUUGACGGCUGGGAGGGGAAGGACAUCGGCCAGUGCUGUUCCGAGUUCAUCCUGGAGGGGGCGCUCCUCCGCGCCGGCGCCAAACACGAGCGACACAACUUCCUGUUCGACGGCCUCAUGAUCAGCUGCAAGGCCAAUCAGAGCUCCCGACUCCCCGGUUCUGGAAGUGGGGCCGAGUUCCGUCUCAAGGAGAAGUUCGUCCUGCGGAAAGUUCGCAUCGUGGACCGCGAGGACUCGGCGGAGUUCAAACACGCCUUCGAACUCGUCGGUAAAGACGAGAACUGUGUGGUGUUCUGCGCCCGCUCGGCGGAGGAGAAAGGGUCUUGGAUGGCGGCGCUGGUCACCCUGCAGUACCGCUCCACACUGGACCGUAUGUUGGACACGGUUCUGCAGCAUGAGGAGCAGGCCCAGCCCCUCCGCCUGCCCUCGCCAGAGCUAUACCGCUUCGCUGUGCACGACUCCGAGGAGAACAUCGUGUUUGAAGAUCGCGUCCAGAGCAAGACGGGGAUACCCAUUAUUAAAGCAGGCACGGUGGUCAAGCUUAUAGAGAGGCUCACCUACCACAUGUAUGCUGAUCCCAACUUUGUGCGCACUUUUCUGACCACCUACCGGUCCUUCUGCAAGCCCCACGAGCUCCUCGGCCUCCUGAUAGACAGGAUUGAGAUCCCAGAGCCGGAGCCCACCGAGGCAGACAAGCAGGCGCUAUGGAACGGAGAUCAGCCAAUGGCUGCAGAGCUACAGAGGUUCCGGAGGGAGUACGUCCAACCCGUCCAACUCCGGUAUAAUCACCACUGUCCAAUCAGACUCCUUCCCACUGUCCAAUCAGACUCCUUCCCACUGUCCAAUCAGACUCCUUCCCACUGUCCCACUGUCCAAUCAGACUCCUUCCCACUGUCCAAUCAGACUCCUUCCCACUGUGCAAUCAGACUCCUUCCCACUGUCCAAUCAGACUCCUUCCCACUGUCCAAUCAGACUCCUUCCCAAUCAGAGUACAUCCCACUGUCCAAUCAGAAGUACAUCCCACUGUCCAAUCAGAGUACAUCCCACUGUCCAAUCAGAGUACAUCCCACUGUCCAAUCAGAGUACAUCCCACUGUCCAAUCAGAGUACAUCCCACUGUCCAAUCAGAGUACAUCCCACUGUCCAAUCAGAGUCCAUCGCACCAUCCCACUGUCCAAUCAAGACUCCUUCUCACCCUCCCGCUGUCCAAUCAGACUCUUCCAUCCCUCCUUGA